GUAGGGCGCAGCAGUCAUGAAACGCAAAGUCGUGAGUAAACUUAUCGCUCCACCUCUUCAUCCAAUUCCAGCCUCACAUCACUCCUACUGACUCGAUCGGCCUUCAUCUUCGCUCGUCUCCAAACGCUCGCUCUCUUCCUCGCUUCCACACCCACUAAUUUGCGAUCCUCACCUUCGCUCGUCUUCUCGGCCACGCAAGUCCCUCGUCCAAUCCACCACACUAUCAAAAGGCGUUCUCAUCCAGAGCCACCGAGACAACUUGUUGCCAAGCUUCUCCAACACGUGACGGUGCUCGUCCGACACUGAGUAAAGCUUAUCGCAGCUCGCCAAGAGCUCAUCGUUGCGUACAGACGCAUUUCGGCUGCACUGCAACGCUAUCACCAUGUCGGCAUCGCUUCCUCUUCUCUCCCCCCUCGUAACGCGCAUCAUUGAGCUGUCAGGCUUCCCACCUCAGCUCAAGACCAGAGACAUUCAGGCCAUCUUUGCCCAGUGGGAGGAUGAUCGCGGCGGCUUCAAGAUCAAGUGGGUAGAUGACACCACUGCUCUCGUAAUCUUUGCCGAUGCUGCUACUGCCAAACGCGCCUACCUGCACACUCUCAUGUCACCACCACCUUCGCUCAUGAACUCGACGGGUAUCUCGGCCAAGGUGCGCCCUUACGAUGGGGACGAUGCUUCUUCGAUCAUCGCGUCAGUUCAAAACAGACCUAGAGGAAGAUCUAACGCAGGCGCUGUAGCCGAGCCAGCAUACGGAGGUUCUCCCUCUGCGAGUCCCGCGCAGGCAGUUGCCAGUCCGCGCUCCGCCAAUCGAGGUCUUCAGAGUCUCGGACAUCGUCGCGCGGGCAGUGGAAGCAAUCCUUCUAGCUUGCCACCUAAGCCCUUGGCCGCUGCCCUGUACGAUGCAGCAAACGGCGGUCCAAGUCCCGCUCACCACCUUGCCAAUGCAGUCGCAGCCGAGGAGGAAGCUCACGGCCCGGAGGCUCUUGCUAGCAUUCAAGCCGCGGGCGGAGUCCUUCCUGGCGCAUCUAUCAACCCCAACGGAAGUAAGAGCACCAGUCCUCGCGCCGCCCCUUCCAUUCCAGGAGCACCAGCCUCUCUGCCUCCAAACCCUCUCGCUGCUGCUUCUCAGGCUCGCACCUCUCCACAAACUUCCAAGUUGGGAGCGGCCGCUGACAUUGUUAGCGCAACCCCGUCUGGAAGCUCGGCUGGUCGUGUUGGCGCCUAGGCCAGGCCCAGCUCUAGACUUGUGCGUCGGACUUUACAGUCUUGCAGCACGACCUUGAAACGGCCCCAAGCAACCUUUUGUGGCAGCGCAAGUGCACAUUGCGCACCCAUCAACACUCUUUCAUUGUCAAGCUUAGAGUGGUCCGAAUCCUCAGGGGCGCGACUGAUGAAGACGAGCGCGCGGUGACCCAAUAUCUCACAGGCUUGACUUCCCCACAGAUCCUCCCAUCCCGCGCAUUCUACGCAACAUCGCCUGUCCACUUGCUUCGCUGUGACAGACCAUCCUUUUCUGUCUUGUAUCAAUACAGCCGCCAAGUUCCACAACAACAAGCAUUCAUCGAAGACGCAGAUACGCAAGAGGGCAAUACAGCAGAUUGAAUUGUCGGUCAAGGAAUUGAAGCAGACGCA
This is a messenger RNA of Ceraceosorus guamensis, 1629 nucleotides long. RefSeq lists its product as hypothetical. The transcript is spliced from 2 exons. The record is from RefSeq and is a predicted model, not a curated record. Lineage: Eukaryota; Fungi; Basidiomycota; Exobasidiomycetes; Ceraceosorales; Ceraceosoraceae. The coding region runs from base 383 to 1222 and encodes 279 amino acids.